CGUUCGGCGCCACCUCUUCUGUUCGCUUGCCGUACCUUUCUUUCGAGAUAGUUAUUUGUUAGUAGUAGUAGUUAAUUACUUGGAUGUCGUUUGGAACGUAGCAUGGCAUUAUAUAAUUAGCAGCAGAACUGGUCGCUAAUUUGUGACGCACAACGUGAACAUGUCAUAUUGUGCGACGGCGAUUGUAGUUUACCCAUGACAAGCCGGGGGUAUUACGCGUUAGGCUGUGAGAAAAUAUCAAGUUUUUGAAUUCCUCAUAACCAUAUCAGAUUUGUUUUUUAUCAGAACGUGUUAUACGAAGCAAUGUUGUUUUCAUCUAGCGUGCUACCAGCAUUUUGUUAGCCUAACUAUCCUCGUCUUAGCGGAGCUGCUGAACGAGCAGUGGAAACGUCGCCAAACUCAUCUGAUGUGUCACAACAGCGGACGAAUUCACACUAUCCUAUCAUAGGCCACGAUAUUACUUAACCGCUGUUUUCUUGUUGCUGUUAACUACGGACUUUUUUCGAAACCUGGACUGCUUUCGAAGUGCCUUCCGAAUGCUGAACGUACCGACCCAGUCAUUCCCUGCGCCCAGCUCGCAGCAGCGGGUAGCUCCAGCCGGUCAGUCCGGGAGGAAUAAGGUGGCUUUGAAGCCAGGUCACAGUCUAAUGGACUGGAUCCGGUUUGCCAAGAGUGGACGAGACCUGACUGGAUUGAGAGGACGGCUGAUUGAAGUUACUGAAGAAGAGUUGAAGAAACACAACACACGAGGCGACUGCUGGACAUGCAUUCGAGGGAUGGUUUACAAUGUCACUCCCUAUAUGGACUACCACCCGGGUGGAGAGGAGGAACUGAUGAAGGCAGCUGGGAUAGACGGCACUGACCUGUUUGAUCAGGUACAUCGGUGGGUAAACUAUGAGUCCAUGUUGAAAGAGUGCCUUGUGGGCAGGAUGGCUAUUAAGGCCAGUGCAUCUGUCAAAGCUCUGCCUCUGAAGAAGGAUCGUAACUCCAACCUGAAUGGUUUAAGUCCACCUCCACCACCAACUGGCAGUUCCUCUUUAUUUGUAUCGCUGCAGCCGUCAGCAUUACCUCCCCCAGCCAAAGACUCUCGGCCUCGUUAUGACUGGUUCCAAACUGACACAACUGUCAAUCUUGUUGUUUACACCAAACAGAAGAUCCCCAGCUCAGGCAGCACCACUGUUGACCUGAUUGGAGAUGUCUUACGAAUGGAGGUUCUGCUGGGAAAAAUGUCCUACAUGCUCCAUUUACAACUCGCUGAAGUAGUAGAGGAAAGUGUUGCUGUUCAGACAGCAUUUGGUUCUGGAAAGAUCCAGGUCAGCAUGUGCAAGAAGGCAAAAGUAAAAUGGACGAGUUUGGGCCAACCACUGAAAUUUCACAACACCUUUUUGUAUAAAAAAGAUCGAGCACUCUACUAUCGAGAGUGUGUGUUGAUGUCUAAAACAGAGGUCAACCAUAACACACAUUUGUUCCAACUGCAACUUCCACGAGGGACAAUCAUGCAUGUGCCUGUUGGAAAACAUGUCUACCUCAAAGCUCUCAUCCAAGACAGCGAGGUGGUGAAGCCAUACACUCCAGUAGAGCAGACUGUAGUACCAGUCUCUCACAACCCCAGGCAAAGUUCAGACCUCUUCCUCAUGAUUAAAGUCUAUCCUGAUGGACUAUUCACCCAGCAUCUCAACAGCCUGCACAUUGGUGAUCAUGUGUUUGUCAGUGGUCCAGAGGGUCCCUUCACUUUGAAGCGAAUUCGUCAUGUCACACACCUCUACCUGUUAGCAGCUGGCACAGGGUUCACACCCAUGGCCCGACUCAUCCCUUUCGCACUUCAGGAACUCAGCUCAAUGAGAAAAACCAAGCUGCUGUUUUUUAACCGGCAAGAGAAAGACAUACUGUGGCGCUCAGAACUGGAUGAACUGGCUGCUAAAGACGAGAGGUUCGAGGUGGAGCAUGUGCUGUCUGAGCCAUGUGAGACGUGGGCGGGUCAGAAGGGGCGGGUGCAGCAGUCCAUACUGCAGGAAGUUCUCAUGAGGCCAGAGGGGUCCCGGUGCUAUCUGUGUGUGUGUGGCCCCGCUGCCUUCACCGAGCUGACCAGAGGGUUGGUUAAAGACCUGGGCUUCAGUGAAGAAGAGAUCCACACCUUCCAAGGGUGACACUCACCUGUCACCUUUAACGCAACUUAACCUCUACCUGUUGUGUGUGUGUGUGUAUGUGUGUGUGAGAGAGAGAGAGAGAGAGAGCAUCAGAUGUAAGAUAUUUUUCUAUGCAGUUGAUUGAAGUGGAGCUGAUGAGCUGAUGAUGAUGAUGAGGUAGUAUGAUGAUGAGGCAGUAUGAUGUGGAUGCUUAUUGUACAGAACCCAACAGGGCUUUAAUGGCACUUAGAUUGAAAGUAGAUUCAGGUAUGCUUUUUUUCAAGUUGUUGGGUUGUUGUACAGUGCAGAUUUCUGAACAGACACGUCUCUCAGAGUUAGAAGUUGCUCUUUAAGACCGUGUCAGCUGUAAGUCUGAAGUGUAAAUGUCACUGUAAAACACGACGCACACUCCAAUUGUUAAUGUAAUCCCAGAGCAGAUGAUGAUAGCCUGGAACCGCUCUACUGUCCCAUCUUGUUCUGUCCCACAUCCAUGACAGCAAAAAGCCAGUAUACUCCAACAGGCUACAGUCAUACAUCAGCUGCAUCCUGGGUGUCCAAACAAAUGUCAUUUUGCAUUAUGUUGGGACAACUGUAAAGUGUAUCUGCCACACAGGGGUGACAACUUACACAACCAGGCAACUUCUGUCCUCCUGUUAUUAGAUGUACAAAAGGAGUUUGCCUUUGCUACCCAAAUGUUUUCUGUACACCUUACCACAUUUGCAGGCUGUUCUGGUCUACAUUGUCGUGAACAAGAGUCUUCUUUUCCUACCAGUCAUUGGAACAGAACACAGAUCCAGACCACUGCCACUGAAAUAGGCUCUAUGAAACAAUCCUGGUCCAAUUAGGACAUGAACUGUGCAUUAAUUAUGGCAUUUCUAUAAUGAUGCAAUUCUGAAGCAGUGUGUUUGACUCCUGUGAAGAGUAAAUGUUUUUGCACUUUAACUUCAAACAGUUGGUGUUGAAUAGAAAAUGAACAAGUCCAGAUCGCGUGAUGCUUUGGCUUUGAGCAUCCUGGUGUUGGGGGUUUGUAGGAAUCAGGACUGUUACCUUUGUAUGGAGCCGCUGGAGAUGGCUUUCCAUGACAGGUCUUUGGAGCAGCUAUAGACCAACAGGUCACAUUUUACUUCGACCUUAUUUUUAAUACAAUAUCAAUUCAGUGGGCAUCAUGAAUGGCUAUAGUAUAAUGCGAGACAUCGAUAACAAGCGGGACUCUUGGUCACCGCACCACCUAGUGAUGGCGUACAAUCUAUGCAUUGUUGUUUUUCUGUGUCCAGUCCUGCAGGGCUCCACACCACUGCAAUUUAAUUUGUUUCAUUUUUUAAAAACGGUUCUCAACACCCUCUUGAAGAGUGGUACUUUUUAAUCAAACACAAUGUAUUGAAUGUGCUGUGUGUAACUGUAGUUGAACCUUGACCUCUGUCAUUGAGCCAUUUGAGUAACAACACAUUAAAGCAGGCAGUAGUGUCUUCACGGAGAUCUGCCGUUUGAAGGUCUUUACUAGUGUUCAUUGUAGGGUCACUUCAUGGUUUACUGAUGACUGCGAGUGCAAGUCUUUAUUUAUUUUUUGGGGGGGGCAUCAAAAACAACUCAGCGGGCCAAGCUCUUGUGUUUUUAAAUGCAGAUAUCUGGGGAUUUGUUAAAACUAGAACCACCAAACCUGUAAUUUUGACGGUUUUGGAUUUUCAAAGUUAAAUAAUGGGGGGAAAAAAAGAAGAAAGAUACUGAACUGCCGCUUCGUGAAUGGUCCUAAAAUUGCAUAUAUUUGCAUUAAAAUUAGUUUUAGAUCAAUUGCACACAAAAAAGUUAUAAGAUCUACCUAAAACGACCAUGAGCCGUCAAAAUGACCGCUUGUAAUUUGCGUGUGAUCGUGUGCGUCAUGUCACUACGUGUGUUAGUCGCAUCACUUCCUUCGUGAAGUUCAUUGCUCUGUCCUAGAAACACACCAGCGUCCUCCAGUGCAGAGAACCUCUAGAUGCUGUUUCAGACGCACCAUGACUACCACCAAGGCAUUGGACAGCGGCCAUUUUAAAUUGUUUGGAAAAUAGUAUUAUAGUUGUUAAAAUGUUAAUUUUGGUGUCAGUUGUUUCCUAACAGACAGACUAACGUGUAAUGCAUUAAUAUCUCAAAUGGGUAUUUAUCUCGACAGAAUAUAGGGUUUAAAAAUCAGCGGUUAUUUUGACUGCCCAUGUUAAUUUUAGGUAGGCGUGAAAUCCGGGUCGUUCUAGUGUUAACGUAGUUUCCAUGACCUUGUGCAGAUUUAAGAUAAUCUCCUCAGUGCUAUCCAAGUAGGGCUACAUGCACAUCCCUGUAAUAUUGGCCAUCUUUUUGUAGAAGAUUCAAAAAACCCUUGAUUGUCUGUCACUGAAGUUUAUGCUUGCAUUUAUGUGUCUUCUUCAUUCCCCUAAAGAACCCUGUGGUUCAGGCAAAAUAAGUGCAAAUCAAAAUGACCUCUUCAGCCUUCCAGUCAAAUAAAUCAGAUAAACCGAACAGAAGCGUGUAUGUCCAGGUUUGUUUCUUUCUUCUAUUUGAUAUGCCCAGCACAAGCAUGUACAACUGUUCUCAGAAAAACAGGCCCUUGUAAACCUCCCCUCCCAAGAUAUUUGGAUAUAUAUAUAUAUAUAUAUAUAUAUAUAUAUAUAUAUAUAGUACUCGAGUCCUGAUUUUCAGGACUCGUGACUCGACUUGGACUUGAGCAUUGAUGACUCGGACUUGAACACUGGGGACUCGAGACUCGACUCGGAGGUUUACUGACUCCAGUAUACAACACUGGUGUGUGUGCACAUGCUUGCGAGUGCAUUUGUUUGGCUAUUGUGUCACAAAAUAAAUAAACUCCUUUUGA
This is a messenger RNA of Lampris incognitus (smalleye Pacific opah), 4965 nucleotides long. Its product is annotated as cytochrome b5 reductase 4. The transcript has 16 exons. Gene Ontology annotation, biological process: superoxide metabolic process; generation of precursor metabolites and energy. Gene Ontology annotation, cellular component: endoplasmic reticulum. The coding region runs from base 537 to 2147 and encodes 536 amino acids. Gene Ontology annotation, molecular function: oxidoreductase activity; heme binding. The record is from RefSeq and is a predicted model, not a curated record. NCBI's taxonomy places the organism in Eukaryota, Metazoa, Chordata, Actinopteri, Lampriformes, Lampridae.